UUGGAAAAUUUCAAAAGAUUUCCGACUUGAAAACACGGUCAUUUUCUCAAUAUGGACGCAGGGUGGCGCUGCAGGCUAAGGUUAUGAAUAACCGCUUAAAAAGCUUCCUGGCACUUUGUGUUGCAAGACAGAAUCAAAAACACGGACAGGAAGCAUCUCAAGGAAUACCGGGCUCUGAAUGGGUUUGGGCCGCGGUAUUCUAAAUUAACAAAGAUUAAGAGCAACUAGGUAAAGAAUCUCUAACGGAGAAAUCAGAAUUCUGCUUUCAAGUCAUUCCGAGUGAGCUGAACAAUUGGAUGCAAGCACUCGCGUUUUCAUCAUGGAGAAGCUGGAGAGAAAACACCCAAACAGGCAAGUGAUUGCUUUCCUUUUUAUGCUGCUGUGGGAUCAGGUUCUAACGAUGCCUACUCGGUACUCUGUCCUGGAGGAAACAGAAAGCGGCUCCUUUGUAGCACAUCUGGCCAAGGACCUGGGUCUGAGAUAUGGGGACCUGGCAGCCAGGUCUGCACGGGUGGCGUCUGACUAUGACAAACAGCAGUUGAUUCUGGAUCCCGAGACAGGAGAUCUGCUUCUGAGGGAGAAACUAGACCGGGAAGAGCUCUGUGCCACUGUGGACCCCUGUGUCCUGCAUUUCCAGGUGUUCCUAGAAAAGCCAGUGCAGUUUUUCCAAGGAGAAUUACUGAUCCAGGACAUAAAUGACCACUCACCAGAAUUCCCAGAUAGGGAAAUGCUCUUGAAAAUACCAGAAAACAGCCAGCCAGGCUCACGGUUUUCAUUAAAACUAGCUCAGGACUUGGAUGUGGGCAGCAAUGGGCUUCAACAGUACACAGUCAACCCCAACUCUCAUUUUCAUGUCCUCACUCGAAAUAAUAGCGAAGGCAAGAAAUACCCAGAAUUGGUGCAGGACAGAGCCCUGGACAGAGAGGAGCAGGCAGAGCUGAGCUUGACCCUCACGGCUCUGGAUGGGGGCUCUCCACCUAGGUCAGGAACAGCCAUGGUUCGAAUCCUGAUCCUGGACAUCAAUGACAAUGCCCCUGAAUUUGUGAAGACCCCCUAUGAGGUGCAGGUCCUGGAGAGCAGCCCCCCAGACUCCGCGGUCCUGACUGUCCUAGCACAGGAUGCAGAUGCUGGCAACUUUGGGAGAGUUUCCUAUGGCUUGUUCCAAGCAUCAGAUGAAGUUCAACAGACUUUCUCAAUAAACGAAAUCACGGGAGAAAUACGACUGAAAAGAGCACUGGAUUUUGAAAAAAUUAAAUCUUAUCAUGUGGAAAUCGAGGCCACAGAUGGAGGAGGCCUUUCUGGGAAGGGGGCUGUGCUGAUAGAGGUGGUGGAUGUGAACGACAACGCCCCAGAGCUGACCAUAUCUUCACUGACCAGCUCAGUCCCAGAAAAUGCUCCCGCAACUGUGGUUGCUAUCUUCCGAAUACGAGACAGAGAUUCUGGAGAGAACGGGAAAAUCAUUUGUUCUAUUCCAGAUAGUCUGCCAUUCAUUUUAAAACCCUCUAACAAGAACUUUUACACCCUGGUGACGGAGAGCCCUCUGGACAGAGAGAGCAGAUCUGAGUACAACAUCACCAUCACAGUCAGCGACCUGGGCACACCCAGGCUCACAACCCAGCACACCAUAACAGUGCAGGUGUCUGAUGUCAACGACAACGCUCCCGCCUUCACACAAAGCUCCUACACCCUCGUGUGGGCUCACAAUGGCGAGGUGCGCACCUCCAGGCUGCUGAGUGAGCGCGAUGCGCCCAAGCACAGGUUGCUGCUGCUGGUCAAGGACAAUGGCGAUCCUCCGCGGUCUGCCAGUGUCACUCUGCACGUGCUGGUGGUGGAUGGCUUCUCUCAGCCCUACCUGCCUCUGCCAGAGGUGGCGCGCGACUCUGUACAGGACAAUGAGGACUUGCUCACACUCUAUUUGGUCAUUGCCUUGGCGUCUGUGUCUUCGCUCUUUCUCUUGUCUGUGCUGCUGUUCGUGGGGAUAAGGCUGUGCAGGAGGGCCAGGGCGGCGUCUCUUGGUGGUUGCUCUGCUCCUGAGGGCCACUUUCCUGGACACCUGGUCGACAUCAGUGGCACGGGGACCCUGUCCCAGAGCUACCAGUAUGAGGUAUGUCUGACCAGGGACUCUGGGACUGGUGAGUUCAAAUUCCUCAAACCCAUGGUCUCCAACCUGUUGCUUCAGGAUGCUGGGAGAGAAGUUAAGGAAAGUCCCCACUGCAGGGAUAGCUUUGUAUUCAACUAAGUGUUGUCAAUUCCUAGACGAUGUCAUUUUAAGAAAUGUCCUUGUUUCUAAGGGGUUUUCUACUAGUCUAACCUACAUAUUCU
Messenger RNA from Alexandromys fortis (reed vole), 2322 nucleotides. Its product is annotated as protocadherin beta-4-like. Gene Ontology annotation, biological process: homophilic cell-cell adhesion. NCBI's taxonomy places the organism in Eukaryota, Metazoa, Chordata, Mammalia, Rodentia, Cricetidae. The record is from RefSeq and is a predicted model, not a curated record. Gene Ontology annotation, cellular component: plasma membrane. Bases 320 to 2239 code for a protein of 639 amino acids. The transcript has 2 exons. Gene Ontology annotation, molecular function: calcium ion binding.